Xyrauchen texanus (razorback sucker) is the source of this 6330-nucleotide messenger RNA. RefSeq names its product ras-related protein Rab-22A. The record is from RefSeq and is a predicted model, not a curated record. The transcript has 7 exons. Lineage: Eukaryota; Metazoa; Chordata; Actinopteri; Cypriniformes; Catostomidae. Bases 259 to 849 code for a protein of 196 amino acids. Gene Ontology annotation, molecular function: GTP binding; GTPase activity.
UCAGCGAACAGCUCCUAACGCAGCUAAUCGAUUGCUAAUUUAACGAAAUCCUGUUAUUAUAAUAAAUAACGCUCUAUACGUUAUGUUGCCAUUUAUUGUCAGCAGCUGAUUCCGUGUUCCACGUUAAGACGAUAGUUUGUGGAUAUAUAUAACUAUUUUGUGUUGUUUUGUAGCUUACGUCAAAUAGAAAUAGUUGCUGAUCAGCUUUAUGAAACCGUCUGUAAUGUUUGGGGAUGUUUUAAUAGUUUGGAGGUCAAUAUGUCUCUAAGAGAGCUGAAAGUAUGCCUUCUUGGGGAUACAGGGGUUGGAAAGUCAAGUAUCGUGUGGAGGUUUGUGGAGAAUAGUUUUGAUCCCAACAUUAAUCCCACAAUUGGAGCAUCAUUUAUGACAAAGACAGUGCAGUACCAAAAUGAGCUUCACAAAUUCCUCAUCUGGGACACAGCGGGACAAGAAAGGUUUCGUGCCUUGGCUCCCAUGUACUACAGGGGCUCCGCUGCAGCCAUCAUCGUGUAUGACAUCACUAAAGAGGAAUCAUUCCAGACUUUGAAGAACUGGGUGAAGGAACUUCGCCAGCACGGACCACCCAACAUAGUGGUAGCUAUCGCUGGCAACAAAUGCGAUCUCACGGAUGCCAGGGAGGUGUCAGAGAAGGACGCUAAGGACUAUGCUGACUCCAUUCAUGCCAUAUUUGUUGAAACCAGUGCCAAAAAUGCCAUUAACGUCAAUGAGGUCUUCAUUCAGAUCAGUCAAAGGAUCCCUGGUUUAGCCACCGAUGGAGGGUCUGCUGUGAAAGGCUUCAAACUAGGUCGUCAACCAUCUGAGUCGACCCGAGAACGCACUUGCUGCUGAUGCAGUCGUAAACAAUCCGGCCAAACCCUUGUCGACCUCUCACUUUUUAUCCAUUAGUAACCAAGGAGAAUAGCAAAUGACGAAUGUGAUGUCAUAGAGGACGUUACUGAACUUCCCUGUGGAGCCAAAACAAAAUGCAGUUAUGAAUGGAAUGAGAUUUAUACUCCUGAUGCAGAGCAGAACAAAUGCCCACCUAAUGUUGUUGUAUACUCAUCUUGCCUGCUCUUUGGCCCAUAUGGGCGUCCUUAGAGAUCGAUUCCUAGGCUCUAGAUCACUGCCCAGAAACAGACAGCAACAAAACCACGUGCUGAAUUGAUAAGAUACUGUGCUGUCUUGCUCUCUCUCUUGUUCGUCUGCAAAAAGCUCUGCAAAACUUUAUUUUUCCUUUAAAGCCACUUUUUGUCAGCUAGAACAUAUUUACAGUUCCAGCCGUCUGUCCAAAUGCAAGCAACAUAGCUUUCUUGUCUCUCUGUUUAUGCAAGUCUUUGGUAAUAUAUAUAGUAUAACAUUUAUUUUAGAAAAUGUUCGAGUUAUAAUUCACCCCAAAAUCAGAUGUUGUUUUUAUAUAUAUAUAUAUAUAUAUAUAUAUAUAUAUAUAUAUAUAUAUAACAUCAUAUUUUGCUUAAAGAAAAUUAAACCUAUUUUUAGGAUCAUGAAGUACAAGUUAAGCUGAAUCGACAGCAGCUGUGGCAUAAUGUUGAAUACCACAAAAAAAUGUAUUUGACUCGUCCCUCCUUUUCUAUAAAAAAUGCAAUAAUUGAUAUUAGAGUGAGGCACUUACAAUGGAAGUGAAAGGGGGCAAUUUUUGGAGGGUUUAAACACAGAAAUAUGAAGCUUGUAAUUUUAUAAAAGCACUUGCAUUCAUUCUUCUGUUAAAACUCAUGUAUUAUUUGACCUGUAAAGUUUUUUAAAUGGUCAUUUUUUUCAUUUAAGGGUUUAGGGUUUUUGUUGACAUUUCAUCGUUAUGGUAAUGAAGUUGUAAAAUUGGCUUUAACUUUACACAGAAAAGUAAGUAGGUGAUAUUAACACACUUAAAUCAUGUUUACACAAAUAUCCUUUGUCUUGUGGUUAUACUUUUGAAACUGUGAGUAUUUUAAUGUUCAAAAAUGGGACCCCGUUCACUUCCAUUGCAAGUGCCUCACUGUACUCUUGAUUUUUGCUGUUUUUAAAGAAAAUUAGGGAGGAGUCAAAGUAUAUUUUUUGUGGUAAUCAAUAUUAUGCCGCAAGUGCUGUCGAUUGAGCUAAACUUGUAUUGAACCCGAAAUAUUCCUUUAAACUUUCUUUUUACCACAAUGCAAAAAUUCUGUUUAUUUUAGUCCUCUUUUUCUAUUUCUAAUUGGUAUAAUGCAAAAAUUAUAAAGUAUUUAUACAUCAUGGUAGUAUUUUUACUAUAAUAUAGAUUUGUACUGAAAUACAGCAAAACAAAAAAUACCGUAUUACAGUAAUAAAAAUCUAAUUUAAUAAGAAUCAUCAUUGAGAAUAAUGGGAUUUUAAUCAAUCUCAAAAGUACAACAUCCAGUUGCAGUACCAUAAUGAGAUAUUAUUACUAUUAAGAUUUAAUAAUAUCACAAUUUAAAAAAAUGUUAAUGGUACAAAAAUAGGUUUUGUAUUCAUGCAAAAUCGGAUUUCUUAAUUUUUUUCCUUUUAAUUUUGGGAUGAAAUGUGUACAUAUCGGUACAUGUUUUUGUUAGUUGUACUCAAACACUAAUGCACUGCAACAGAAAUCUCAAGAGAUGUCUGUAUUUCUGUAGCGUAUGAAGUGACGUAAGGUUGUGUCUGCUUCAUAAGGACGAUUAUAUACCAUUAUUUUACCUGUAUUUUGUAUCCGCUAUCAUCUUCACAAUGGAAAAAAUAAAACUGUCGCCGAAAAUCAGUGGAUGCACUUAAAAUACAUCCCAGAGUAAGGAGAUAAAUAUUAGUUGAUAUUGUAUUUUGUUUUGGCAAAUACUAAAUAGCACGAGAAGUCAGAGCCUUAUCCAGCAGUCCUGCAAUGAAAUGAGAUUAUGUAUAGCAGUAUUUGAAGUUUUAUAUAUUAACAAUGUGUGCCAAAACAUUUUGAAAGGAUCCUUUAAGGUCUGUUUUUUUCUGUUCGUCUGAGCUUUGUAUGACUAAAACUGUAACAUUUUAGGAGUUUAAUCCCGAGCCCUAUCUUGUAGCAGAUGCAUUGGUCAGUAAUGUUGAUGGCAGGUUUGAGUGACCUCACCAAAACAAUUUGCAUAUUUAGUCAGUUCACAAGUAAAAUGACAUUAGUAAUGCAUUCUUUGCUCUAUUUAGCAAUGUGCUGCUCUCUGCUAGUGCCAGAUUCUAUUUAGCUUGAUACUGGACAAACAAAUUAGAGUUUGAGAGAAUAAACUUAUGUUUACAAUUAAAUGUUGUACGACACUUGACCAUUGUUAAUGUUUGCCGUGCAUAAUAGGGCACCCUUGCACUUUGAGAUAAAGUUGGCCAACCUUCAAGAACCGCAGUUUUAAAGUGUUAGAUAGGAAACGUUUUCCAACCGUUCACAUGUUUUCCAUAUCAGAACUUUAAUGGUAGUGGGAAGGAGCCAAAUGUCGAAAUCCUGUAAACCAAUUCUGCCAGGCCGACGUGUUUUGAAUGUUUGUCCAGGAUGUGAGAUUGCAUUUUAACCAUUUGUGUUAGUUGGCAGUAGGACUCUUCAGAUCCCUUGCUGUUUGUUUAUUUCUUUUGUUACUGGUUCAACUGACUUUGUGAAGACUUGCCAAAUACUGUAAUUGUCUCGUCUUUCAUCUUUCUCGUUCUUUUGCAGAAUACAUUAUGGCCUGCACAUACUAUAUGCUUUUACUAUCUGGACAGGGAUAAAACAGGAGUGUAUCUGGAAACUAAAAAACAAGAUUUCUAAACCCUGUCUUUAAAAAACAAUACCGCUUCCCACUGACCCCAAAGCUUUUCGUUUUUUUAACCUAAAUGUUUCCUUAAAGGGAUACUCCUGAAAAAUAAUGGGUUUGCAACAACAAGAGGGUGAAUAAAUGAUGACAGAAUUUCCGUUUUGGUUGAAUUUAAGAACCAGGAUAUUUUAGGUGGAAAUAGGUCAUAAAAGGCAGAACUUUUAAUAGAUUCGCCCAUGCAAUGUCAAACGUUUACUUAUUGACCAUCUCAAACAUUACUAUAGAGUCUAGAGAGCACUAAUAAUGCUGGGUGAAUAGAACUUUUUCUACAUACCAGAAAACAUUUACUGAAGGUCUUUUUAGCCAAAAUUAAUAAUUGUUUCAAUUUGUCAUAUAGAUGACCUGUCGAUGUGUAGAAAUUGCAUGCUUCACCUUGGUUUUUGCUUUCUGUGCUUUAACUUAUGCUACGACACUAUAUGCCAUCCUGCCAGUGCGCCAUGAUGUUUUGGUGGAACUCAGAAGUGCAAUAAUUAUAGUUUUUCCCAAAAAAUGUGUGCCGUCAAGUUAUAGCAUGAGUUAAUUGCUCACAAAUAUUUAAAAGCUUAUUACAGUAGUUAUUUGAUUAUUUUUAGAUUUUCAUUUAGAAGACAAUGCUUGUUGAAUAUAAGAAGGGAACUGGUGGUACUUGGAAAAAAAUUGCACUUUCGAAAAUUGUUUUGAGAAUUGUCAAUUUGCACGUGCCAGUCGAAAUAAGUAGAAAUGUCUGACAAAACUGUAGUCUUAGUCUCUAUUGAUGUUUAUAUAUUCCAUUCAAAUUGAUUUUUUUUUCCACUGAAUUAUACCAAAUGUUUAGUAAAUGUAAAAAGUAAAUGUACCUCUCACUCAAAGAAGAAUCUUAAACUUCUUUUAUUCUCUGUGUUAUGUAAAAAUCUUUUUUUAUUAUUAUUAAUAUGCUUAUUAAAGGGCCUUUACAAUGUAUGAAAAUGCAUUAGACAAGCCGUAAAUGUCUUGCACAAAGCCUGUGAUCCACAAUAAGUCUAAUACGUUUCAUUUGUGCUGGGGAGCACAGGCUUUGCUUUAAUACCUUUAAAUGGAACUACAGGCUACACUUGAGUAAGUCAGCUUAAUAUGCUGUCUGGUCAUUAUUAUUGUGGUUUGGAGUGGUGUUUAGGUCAGAUAACAGUGUUAACAGUCUUGGGCUGGCCCUAAGAAAGUUGUGAAAUUCUCAUGUACUUUUCCUUCGAUACCACAUAUUAGAGUGUGUAAGUUAAUUGAUAUGUAGUCUUUCAGGCAUUAUUAUAUUUUACUGCUACUUGCCAAUGUAUUUCAGUAUAUACAAAACACAAUAAUUUAACCUAAUCAAAUAAGUGUUUUUUUUCUUUAGCUUAUCUAUGUAGUUUUUGUCAUGUAAAAAGGCUUUGAAAAUAUCCUUUUAUUUGUUCAUUUGUGAAUGUGCUAAAAGGAAAUGUUGAGCUCUUUAUUAGAAAUAAAAUUAUACAAAAUCCAAUUUAUUAUUUUUCAUUGAUCUAUGUUUACCGUCAAAGCUGCAAUCUGUGAGAAGUUGCUGCAAAUUAUUCUAGUUUUAGUAACUAAACAUAUAAAAAGUAUCAGAAUGACAUUAUUGGCCAAGACAUUUGUCACGGUUUCAAGAAGCUACACAUUAUAACAGAAUAGCACAAAUACAUAAUCGUGCAUACAGUAUAUAGUAAUUUACUAUAUACAGGCAUGUGCUAGAAUGUGUAAGCAUGUUCUGAUAAUGUAACAGAAAUAAAGUUGACAUAUUGCACAUUACAUUAAAUUGCAUAAUGAUGAGAAAAGUGUGAAAAUGUCUCAGUCUCUUCUGCUUAAAGAGUUCAGACUGACUGAGAAUAUGUUAGCUACAGCGAUCGCUUCUUCUGCACUGGCCAAUGGGCUAAAUAUAUAAUUGUGACACUUGUGGUAUGUGUGUCUCUAAGGCGGGGAGUCCCUGCUGCUCUUUUAAUUGUGCUGAGGAAAGUAAAACUCACCCAAGAACUGCCAAACUGAUCAUAAAUUAACUCUAGCAUUAAAUGUUCGUACAGUGUGAUCUAGAAGCUUGGAGGAACAUAAAGUAAUUAAUGUCAAUUCUUGGAAUUGUAGAUAUUUAAUAAUUUCCUGACUGCUUUUGAGGUACAGACCUAAAUUUUCUUCUGUUACAUGAUUAUUUGUUUUAUUUCUCUUGCAGGACAUUCGAGGGGCUUUACAUGAUGAUAAACAAUUCAUAAUCUGGGGAUGGGGGAAAUGCCAUGAACAAGUACUGAAUGUCCUGAUUCAGCAAAAUCUAAAAAUGCUGUCUCAAAUCUGCAUGCAUGUUAGCCCUGACUCAGGUCUUAUGUCUCAAAGCAUUGGCACCCAAGGCCAUCUUUGCACAUUUGAAUGUAGAAGGCCCUUUUCUAUUUAUUAGCUCAGCAGAGUAAUGCACAUUUGAUAUAGUUUCAUUCCCACACAGGAAAACCUUUAAACAUGUCUCUUAUAAGCCGGAAUACAGAGUGUACGAACGUUUUUUUAAAUGGUGAAUCGCAUGUAAACAUGUCCAGGCUACAUUUCACUGCAAAAUUAAAAGAAAAGCCUGUUUUUAGGACCAUUAAUAAUGUUUGUGUGGUUACAUUAUGCCAUG